AAAAGUAAGAUAAUUCUCCAGAGACUUCCACAACAAACCAGAAAAUUGUAGAGAAAAAAAACAAUCUUCUCCCAUAAAUACCCAUUACGCCGCUCUGUUCCUUUCAUAAGAGUUCCAUCCAAAGCUCUUGUAAAACACCAGCGAGCCUACUGUCUCUGUUUGAAUUUUGAAGCUAGGUUCCAAAUCAUCCCUCAUUUCUUCUGUGAUCCGAACCAGGCCAUAAACCACCACAAAAAUGGCGCUUGUUCCGAGCUUCUGGGGGCCGCAGAGGAGCAGCAUCUACGAUCCCUUCGCCCUCGAUAUAUGGGACCCCUUCGAGGCCUUCACGGGCUCAGCUGUGGCCUUUCCGAGGGGCACCACCGACGAUGUCGCCCCCUUUGUGAACGCGAGGUUCGACUGGAAGGAGACCGACGACGCCCACAUGUUCAAGGCUGACCUCCCUGGCGUGAGGAAGGACGAGGUGAAGGUGGAGUUGGAGGAUGGGAGGGUGUUGAAGAUAAGCGGCGAGCGGAGGAAGGAAGUCGAGGAGAAGGGCGACACAUGGCACCGAAUCGAGAGAAGCCAGGGGAGGUUCCUGAGGAGGUUCAGGCUGCCUGAGAACGCCAAGGUUGAUGCAGUGAAGGCCACCAUGGAGACUGGGGUGCUCACUGUGGUAGUGCCCAAAGGGGAGGCCACUCCUAAAAGCGAUGUGAAGGCCAUUAAAAUCAAUUAAGAGCUGAGAAAAAUGCUUGAAAAUAAUGGAAGCAGGAAUAAUAGUCAAUGAUGAAUAGAAAGUUAUCAUCUAUGGAGGCGUUGUAGUGGUAAUCUCUGUGUAUAUAUUAUGUAGUUAUGGGUUUUAGAAGUGGUUUUGAGUGUGGGGUUUUGUUUAUGAAUAGCUUUGAAGUGUGUUUUUUUUUUAUUGCAGUGUUUUAUUACUGUAAUUAAGGAGCAGAAGUCUUUUGCUAGGUUGUUUAUGCGAGAAACUAAUGGAGCUUGUAAAUAUUUUGUUCAAAACAAAGGAAAAAUCAGGAGUUGCUUAUAUGCAAAGAUUAUUGUUGCC
Messenger RNA from Amborella trichopoda, 1039 nucleotides. RefSeq names its product 17.3 kDa class I heat shock protein. The record is from RefSeq and is a predicted model, not a curated record. Lineage: Eukaryota; Viridiplantae; Streptophyta; Magnoliopsida; Amborellales; Amborellaceae.